Molecule: messenger RNA, 300 nt
Organism: Pseudozyma hubeiensis SY62
Lineage: Eukaryota; Fungi; Basidiomycota; Ustilaginomycetes; Ustilaginales; Ustilaginaceae
Product: putative polyamine transporter
Exons: 1
Coding region: 1-300 (99 amino acids)
Source: RefSeq, a predicted model, not a curated record
AUGGCAUUUCACGAUAUAACGAGGCAGGAUACGAUGCCAACAACCGCAGCAGGCAUGCUUUCGCCUUCCCUGAACAGCUUGGACUCCUUUCAGAGCUUACGAGAAAGCAAUCGGAAUAGGAACCUUACGUCCUCCGAGACGCUCAAGCACUACGAGGACAUCAAAGCUUCUUCUUCCACUGGGCUGCGGAAGGGCACCUCACAAAAGCGACGUUUCUUUGACUCUUGCUCGCCGUUGCCGAGACUUGGUUCAUCCCAAGGUUGUGACUUUUUGCAACAGCGGCAGUCGGACGAACCUUAG